This is a messenger RNA of Diorhabda carinulata, 2549 nucleotides long. RefSeq names its product chromatin assembly factor 1 subunit A (gene Caf1-180). The coding region runs from base 192 to 2420 and encodes 742 amino acids. Gene Ontology annotation, biological process: nucleosome assembly. Gene Ontology annotation, cellular component: CAF-1 complex; nucleus. The record is from RefSeq and is a predicted model, not a curated record. The transcript is spliced from 4 exons. NCBI's taxonomy places the organism in Eukaryota, Metazoa, Arthropoda, Insecta, Coleoptera, Chrysomelidae.
GGUACCACUGCGAUUUAACUUUUAAAAGGCGCGAAUUUAUAUACUUGGUUAUGUUAAAGAAAAAAAAAAUAAUAAAUAGUAACAGUAUAUAUGUAUGCUACGAUUUAAUAAGUUUGUUAAAUUUAAUAGCAUAAGAAAAAUAGAAUUAUAGAAGUAACUGUACUAUUAAAAUAAGUUUUUUUAACACCGCAAUGGAUAACUCAUCGGAUGAAUUGCCUGCUUCAAGAAAAAGACAACAUUCUUCGCCUUCUUCAAUAAACAAUGAACACGAUUUAAAGAGAACAAAAGUUGAUGAUAUAGAAAAUAUUACAAAUGUUAAUGUUUGCGAUGAUUCUGAGCAACAAGAAGAAAACACGCUCAAAACUGAGCUAUUAAAUACAACAGAAAGUGAAUUGAAAACAGAUAUUUCUCGGCAGGACAUUAAGGAAUGUAAAAAUCUAGGUGAAGAGAACAAACAAAAUUGUGAAGAUGCUAUUGGAAGUGCAUCUGAGAACAGCAUAGAUAAUAAACUAGAAGAUAAGUUACAAACUAAGAAUAAUUCAGAAACUAAUGAAAUUGUAGCAUUUAGAAAUCUUGCAAUUGAAGAAAAAAAUGAAGAACAUGUAGAUGAGACCAAAAUAAUCAAUUUAAUUAGUACUAAGGACCAAAUCAGAGAAGAGAAAAAUAGAGAAAACAUUGCCUUGGAAAAAAAUAAAAAUGAAGAAGGAGGAGAAAAACAAACAAUUCCAACUGAUAACAAUGAAUCUAUAGAGAAUCAAAACUCUCCCAAGGAAACUAAUGAUCCAGUUGAAUAUGUAAUAUCAGAUAGUGAUGAGGAAGUGACAAAGUCAAGUGAAUCAAACACCCCAACUAAAAUGAAAUCAGAUUUAUCUGCCAAAAAGCUAACGCCUAAGCAGUUGAAACGAAAACUGGCACAUGAAAAAAGGAAACAAGAAAAGCAGAAAGAAAAAGAAGAGAGAAUGAAAAGGAGAUUGGAAGAACAAUUAAAAAGAAAGGAGGUCAAAGACAAGGAGCAGAAAGAAAAAGAAUUAAAGAAAAAAGAACUGGAAAAGGAAAGAGAAUUGAAAAAGAAAGAAAAAGAAGAAAGGGAGGAAAAAAAGCGCAAAGAAAAAGAAGAAAAGGAACAGAAAAGAAAAGAGAAAGAAGAAAAAGAAGAGCAAAAGCGUAAAGAACGUGAAGAAGAAAAACUGAAAAAAUUACAAGAAAUUGAAGAAAAAAACAGAGAGAAAUUGAAAGAAGAAGAGAAGAAACAAAAAGCAGCUGCCGCCUUUGUGAAUUUUUUUGUUCCUAAAAAAACUGAUGAUGCCCAAGACAUCAAAAAAACACAAACUUCAAACUUUUUACAGUUUGAAGUUAAAUCAGACAUGAAGUUGCCUUUACCCAGAAGGGAUUACUUGACAAAAGAACAAAAGGAUCAAUUGGAUUUGUAUUUAGAAAACCAAGAUACUGAAUCAUCAUACUUAAAGGAUCUCUCUUCUGGAAAAAUUAUUGGGAAAAGCCUUAAGACCUGGCCUUAUGAAGAAUCAACAGAAGAUGAUGUAGUUAUUGUGGAUUUAGGAGAAUCAAUUUUUGAAGAGAAGUCGCAAAAAUAUAGAGGAAAAUUUUUGUACUUCCAUGAAAACCGCAGACCGGCAUAUUAUGGUACUUGGAGGAAAAAGAGUACAGUAAUCAAACCACGUAAACCUUUUGCGGAAGACCAAAAAGUUUUUAACUAUGAAGAAGAUUCAGACGAUGAUUGGGAAGAGGAAGAACAAGGAGAAUCCCUCAACGCUUCUGAAGAUGAGGCUGAAAAAGAAAAUGAAGAUGAAAAAGAUGAUUAUGAAGUAGACAACGAAUUUUUUGUUCCACACGGCCAUUUAAGUGAUGAUGAAAUAGAUGAUGAGGAAAUGGCGCGAUUAUCACCAGAAUCUCUAAAACAAAAACUCAUGCUAUUGAAAGAAGAAUUUGAUCACGAUAUGCAAUCUAAGACACACAAAUUGAAGCCUCGAUCGAUCGGUUGUAUUUGGUACAAUAAAGAUAGCAGUAAUGUAGAAGAAGCUGUAGACAGAUAUUUACAACCUUUGGCAAUAAUUUCCCGUAAUCAAAUAAUUAUUAAAAAGAGAGAUGAUAUCCUAUUAGUUAAAGAAAAAAAGAAAAUAAUUAAAGAACUAGAUUCGGAAUUAAUUCCUAGGUUCUUAAAGAUGAUUCAUGGUAGUUCAUGUAAGAAGAGUGUCCUAGUAGAUAAAUUUUUAACUGCAGUGGAAAAUAAUGGAAAUAUAACUCAAGUUUCUAAAAGAAUGUUAGUCAGGACUAUAAGGAAAUACGCCAAUUGGGAAAAAUACAGAGAUGAGGAAACAAAAAGAUUCAAGUUUCGUUGGUGUGUUAAUCAAGAUAUGAGAGAAAAAUAUGAUUUAACAAAAGUUAAAGAUGAUUGUAGGUAGGGUAGAAGUAUUGUAUCUUAAGCUUUGAUCAAGUCGAAAUAUAAAUAAUUACAGGAGAGAAAAUAUUAAUUGUUACUGUCCAUUUUUAUAUAAAAACAACUUUUGCAAAUAAAACUGUUGUAUAGACAA